UCCUGGGAGUGAAAGACCCGGGUACCUUGGCCCCCAAACUCAGCUGCACUUGCGCCUGCACCUGCGCUCGUGCUUGCACCUGCGCGGUUCUUCCACCUGACUCAACCCCACCGGGAAAGUGACAACGGGUGACGCCCUCGGCUUGUCAUGGCCUACCCGGGAUAUGGAGGAGGGUUCGGACAUUUUAGUGGUCAGAUGCAAGGAACACCGACACUGAUGGGCCAUCCAGUGGCAGGAACAGGCCCAAACAUGUGCCCCGGUGGGUUCCAGCCUGCAUACACCCCAUACCUGGGCAGCUGUUCUUCAGCCGAUGCCUCCAUGUGGAGCUUCUUCACCACUGUUGCUGGACAGGAUGGUGAAGUGGACGCUGAGGAGCUGCAGAGAUGUUUGACACAGUCUGGAAUUACUGAAACUUAUUCUCCAUUCAGCUUGGAAACAUGCAGAAUUAUGAUCGCCAUGUUGGAUAAGGAUUAUACAGGAAAAAUGGGAUUUAGUGAAUUCAAGGAGCUUUGGGCAGCCAUUAAUGCCUGGAAGCACAACUUCCUGACUGUUGAUCAAGACCGAAGUGGUUCAGUAGAGCAUCAUGAAUUGAGUCAAGCCAUUGCUACUAUGGGUUAUAGAUUGAGUCCUCAGACAUUAAAUGCUAUUGUUAAACGUUACAGCAAGAAUGGCAGGAUUUUCUUUGAUGAUUAUGUUGCUUGUUGUGUGAAGCUUCGAGCACUGACAGAAUUCUUUAGGAGAAGAGACCACUUGCAACAAGGAUGCGUGAAUUUCAUGUAUGAAGAUUUUUUACAGGGCACUAUGACAAUAUGAUUGCUGAGUGUUUGAAAGGUGAAGAAAGAAAUACUGUGAAUCUUUUGCUUGAAAGAAAUGAACGGGACCACCUUAAAGUGUAACUCUUAUAAUGUUUCUGGCUAAUAAAUUCUAACUCUUU
Molecule: messenger RNA, 934 nt
Organism: Octodon degus (degu)
Lineage: Eukaryota; Metazoa; Chordata; Mammalia; Rodentia; Octodontidae
Gene: Gca
Product: grancalcin
Exons: 8
Coding region: 148-813 (221 amino acids)
Molecular function (GO): calcium ion binding
Source: RefSeq, a predicted model, not a curated record